This is a messenger RNA of Necator americanus (New World hookworm), 501 nucleotides long. RefSeq lists its product as uncharacterized. The transcript has 3 exons. The record is from RefSeq and is a predicted model, not a curated record. Lineage: Eukaryota; Metazoa; Nematoda; Chromadorea; Rhabditida; Ancylostomatidae. Bases 1 to 501 code for a protein of 166 amino acids.
AUGUCUGAAUUGGACGCGUUUUACGAGGAGCUGGAGGAAGUAAUCCGCAACGAGAAGUCUAUCUACAAAUUCGUUGUCGACAACUUCAACGCAAAACUAAGGGAGGCAACAAAAGAGGAAUACAGGAAUGGAAGAUUUGGACUAGGCGACCGGAAUGAAAAUGACAAUCAGGCUCAUAUCGACACAGCGAAACAUUUGGAAGCAAUGCCAUACCGUGAAUUCGGUGAUGCUUCCCUCACUCCAAACCAUGUUGAUGUUCCGAGCUGUCUCCGCUGCAGACCUGCCCAACUUAAAUUCGUGGAGAAAAAUUUGAAUCACUUCAGUUCUAAUACUUACUUACUUAGACGGCCCGUCUUCACUGGACAUGUGGGCCCUAGCAUCUCUUCCACUCGUUUCGUUCCCUCGCCAUUGUCAUCCAAGAUGUUUUCAAGUUUCGUGAGUGACGUUGACGAGGUCCUUGAGCCGUAUCUAGCUGAGCUCUCAGCUGGUCCAUCCGUGUAG